Vicia villosa (hairy vetch) is the source of this 2859-nucleotide messenger RNA. RefSeq lists its product as uncharacterized. Gene Ontology annotation, molecular function: nucleic acid binding; RNA-DNA hybrid ribonuclease activity. The coding region runs from base 1 to 2859 and encodes 952 amino acids. The record is from RefSeq and is a predicted model, not a curated record. Lineage: Eukaryota; Viridiplantae; Streptophyta; Magnoliopsida; Fabales; Fabaceae. The transcript is spliced from 7 exons.
AUGAAAAAAAAAGGAAGAGUAGAAAGACCAAAUUGGUUAAUCAGUGGGUUUAGACAAGCGGUUCAAGAUGCUGGCUUGGUAGACAUUCCAAUGGAAGGUUACGUGUUCACGUGGUUCAAAAGUCUAAGUACGGCACGAGCAGUUGAAAAAAAAUUGGAUAGAGCUAUGGCAAACAACGCUUGGUGCGGGCUGUUUCCGAAUGCUAAGAUGAAGAGCUUACCGGCUACAACCUCUGAUCACUACCCCAUCUUUCUCUGUUGUGAUCCGCCUUCGGCUCACGUAACGACUCGGAAAGUAUUCAGAUUCGAGAAUGCUUGGUUGAUGGAACCAGGUUUCAGCGAUUUUGUUCACGAACAGUGGCUUAGACAUGGUGAAGAUUAUGACAGUAUUAUGAAGAAAUUGGAAGCCUGUGGAGAUAGUUUGCUUCACUGGAGUAAAAAUAAUAGCAACAAGACUAGAAUUGAUAUUGAGAGUAUCAGUAGAAAGCUUAAUAUUGUUAGACAGCAUGUUGAAGGGGAUAAUUUUAAUUAUUUUACAGCUCUUAAACACCGCUUGAAUUCUCUUCUGAAAAAGCCAAGUUCUCGGGACCAGGUUCUUCAAGCUAUUAACACAUCCAUUACUACUGAAGAUAACAAUAUGUUGACUAUUCCAUUUGUUAUUACUGAAUUUAAAGAUGCUAUUUUUUCUAUGCAAGCGGAUAAAAGUCCGGGUCGUGAUGGGUUUAAUUUUGGCUUCUACCAUCAGUUUUGGGAUAUAUGUGGGGUCAAAAUCUUCAAUGCCAGUUGCUUAUGGCUGGAAAGCGCUAAAGUUCUCGCUAAUCGGCUUAAGCGAGUCCUUGACAAAUGUAUUUCUGAUAAUCAAUCGGCUUUUGUGCCGGGAAGAUCUAUUUUGGACAAUGCCAUGGCAGCUAUUGAGAAAUGGAUUGGGUGGAUUAUGCUUUGUGUAGAAACUGUUGAUUAUUCUGUGGGUGUGAAUGGUAAUAUGGUGGGUCCGAUUGUUCCGGGACGGGGAUUGAGGCAAGGUGACCCUUUGUCUCCAGCAGCUAUUAGCGAAGCAAAUAUGAUGAAGAAUAUUCUUACCACUUAUGAAGAAGUCUCUGGUCAAGCUAUCAAUUUCCAGAAGUCUGAAUUCUAUUGUAGUAGAAAUGUUGAUUCUGGACUUAGAAAUCUCUUGGCUGGUACCUUAGGACUUCAACAAGAAUUAGGUACCGGAAAAUAUCUUGGAGUCCCCUCUAUGAUAGGAAGAAACAGGAAAGCUACUUUCAAGUUUAUCAAAGACAGAAUUUGGAAGAAGAUAAACUCUUGGAGUAGUCGAAGUCUCUCGCAAGCAGGUAGGGAAACGCUUAUAAAAUCUGUUCUCCAAUCUAUUCCGACAUAUAUUAUGAGUAUCUUCUUACUUCCUUCAUCCUUGAUUGAUGAAAUUGAAAAAAUGUCGAACUCGUUCUGGUGGGGUCAUACAAAAGAUAACUCAAGUAUUCAUUGGUUAUCAUGGGACAAGCUGUCUAUGCCUAAGAAAUUUGGUGGUAUGGGGUUCAAAAAUCUAAGUGCUUUCAAUUAUUCCAUGUUAAGCAAACAAGCUUGGAGCCUUAUGACUAAGCCUAACACCUUGGUUUCGCGCCUUUAUAAGGCUAGAUACUUUCCCAAGUGUGAUUUUCUUAAUUCAGAGAUUGGACAUAAUCCGAGUUAUGUCUGGCGUAGUAUUUGGAGUGCUAAAUUUGUGGUGCGAGGAGGGAACAAGUGGAGCAUUGGUACGGGCGGGUGCAUCUCGGUUUGGGAUCAAAACUGGUUAUACGACAGCUUUGUGGUUACUAAUUUGUGGCCCAACAAUCUGAUGGUGGCAAAUCUCAAAGUUUCAGAUCUUAUUAACCCAACUUGUAAACAAUGGAAGUUGAAUUUGAUUUAUCCGUUAGUAGGUGGUGAAGUGGCGCAGAAAAUUGCAAACACUCCAUUAUUCGAAGCGGUACAUGAGGAUAGAGUGUUUUGGAAUCUUGAGAAGAAUGGUAUUUUUUCUGUGCGUAGUGCCUAUCGUUACUGUGUCAACGAAGCCAUAGACACCUCUCAUUUGCGUAUUAAUAAAAAUUGGGAUUUAAUUUGGAAUAUGAAGAUCCCUCCAAGAGUCAAGAACUUCUUGUGGCGCUUAUGUAGAAAUUGUGUCCCUACUAGAACACGUCUCAUUGACAAAGGUGUCGGGUGUCCUGAUAGUUGUGUGAUAUAUGGGAAUGGUUAUGAGAAUAAUAAUCAUUUAUAUUUUCAGUGUCCUAAGAGUAUUGUCUAUUGGGAAAAAGUGGGGCUUUGGCAAACUAUUCAGCAGUUAGUCAACAACGGAGGAGAUUUUAGUUCUGUUGUAUUUUCUUUUCUGCAGGUCUCUACUCAUGAAAAUCAGGCAGUCUUUUCUACUAUCUUGUGGAGUAUUUGGAAAAGUAGAAACAAUGCCCUUUGGAAUCAAAUCGAAGAUUCUCCAGAUAAUAUCUGCUUGCGAGCUCGGACGGAAUGGUUUUCUCCUAUUACUGAUGUUGAUACCGUCGAAGCUCUUGGACUCUUAGCUGCUAUUAAUUGGGUUUUGGACCUUGGCUACGAUAAUGUGGUUUUCGAGUCGGACUCUAAAAGUGUAGUGGAUAGUGUGACUAUUCAUAAGCCAAACGACUCAGAUUUUGGCACCAUUACUCGAGUUUGUUAUCAGGUUCUGACUCACUCUACUAGGAACUUUCAGAUUAAGUUCAUUAGAAGACAAGCUAAUGAGGUUGCUCAUGCUUUGGCUAAGGCGACUCCAUCUCUUGCUAGUUUUCAUAUUUUUAACGAUAAAUUAUUCAUCCCAGAUUAUCAGUUGUGUAGAUUUUCUUCUGGACUAUCUUCCAAAUGA